Molecule: messenger RNA, 2103 nt
Organism: Rana temporaria (common frog)
Lineage: Eukaryota; Metazoa; Chordata; Amphibia; Anura; Ranidae
Product: golgin subfamily A member 6-like protein 22
Exons: 10
Coding region: 137-2044 (635 amino acids)
Source: RefSeq, a predicted model, not a curated record
GAGCCUGGAGGCGGAAUUGAAGGAGGAAAGGAGGACUGAUCAAAAGAAGACAGAGGGUGAACUGGAAUACCUUCAAUUGAACAUUAGGCAUAAUUGGCGGACAAACGACGAACAAAGGGAGAACGAAUGGCAUUAUAUGGAUAAGAAAAUGAAACAUAUGGAUGGCAGACUGAUAGAUGUCCUGGAGCAACUAAGAAUUGCUAGAGAGGACAUGGGGGAACCAACAAAGAGGUUGGUAGAAAAACUGGACGAGAUAGAACGCCAACUCCGCAAAGAACAGAAGGCGAUUGAGUCCAGAAUGGAAAAGAGAGAAAAAACCUGGAGGAAUGAGAGGAAGGAGCUAGAAGAGAAAUGUAGCAAAGACAAGAAGGAGUUGGAAGAUAAACUGAAGAUCGAAAGCCAAGAGAGAAAGGAACUUGCAAAGAAUUUGAAGGCGAUGAAAGACAAAAUGUGGGGGUUGGACGAAAAAUGGAAUGAGGACAAGAAGCCAAUAGAGAAAAAAUUGGCAGAAAUCAGUGUUAACGUGGACAACAACCGCAGGCACAUGGAUGAGAGUCUUUUGAAGAUGGAGGAAAUGUUGAAGAAGAUUACGGGCCAAAUCAAAAUGUGCGAAAAGGAGAUGAAAUACCAAAAGGUCCAUCUGAAAGACGAACAGAAGAAUAUGGAAGAAAAGAUGAAUGAAAAAUACAACAAUGAAAGGAUGGAGAUGGAAGAAAAAUGGAACCACGAAAGAAUGGCGAUAGACGAGAUAUUGAAAGAGAUUAAGGCCCAAAUGGAAAAUAAUAUCAAGGAGAUGGAGGUCCAACAAAACAAGGCCCUAAAGGAGACAGAGGACCAAUGUAAGAAGGUGGAAGGAAAACUGAAUGAGAUUGAGGGCCAUCUGAAGCAAGAACGGGAGAUGGAGGACCAAAGAAAGAAGGUCUUAGAAGAGAUGGAGAGAAAAUUAAGGGAGAUGGAAGACAAACUGAAAGAGGCCGAGGACCAAGGAAGGAACGAACGCAAGGAGAUGGAUGGCAAACUGAAGAUGAUGGAGAAGAAAUUAAAGAAGACUGAGGACCAGCUGGAAAAGGAAAGAAAGGAGAUGGAAGACAAUAUGAAAAAGAGAGAAGACAAAUGGGACCAGGACAGGAAGGAGAUGGAAGUAAAAUGGAACCAGGACAGGAAGGAGAUGGAAGUAAAAUGGAACCAGGACAGGAAGGAGAUGGAAGUAAAAUGGGACCAGGACAGGAAGGACAUGGAAGUAAAAUGGAACCAGGACAGGAAGGAGAUGGAAGUAAAAUGGAACCAGGACAGGAAGGAGAUGGAAGGACAGAUGAACAAAAAGAUAGAGGCAAUGGUAAAAGAGAUGAAGGCACAGGAUGAGAAGGCGCAGGAUGAUGAGAAGGCACUGGCCGAGAAGGUGCGGGCCGAGGACAACGCCCUGCAGGAAACCACAGCCAAGAUGGUUUACAACCUGCAGAAAACGAUCGAUGCCAUGGCCCAGGACUGCAAUGCUCUAAAAACAGACCUAGCAAAGCUGAAUGCGGAGAUGGCCCUUCUGAAAGAAAAGUGUGAGCCUUCUAAUUUACAGAUCGACAACAUCAUGGAGCCCAGAGCCCUGGCCACCAGGAGGAGGGAGAGCUCAGAAGAUGACUCGGCGAUGGACAGAGGGUCUACGACGGUCUCUUAUAUCACAUGUAAAUGCUGCGGCCACGUACUGCCCCAGAAACUACCUGUCAAGACCACCGAACUCUAUAAUUUGCUGUGCCCUGCCUGCCGCCUCCUACUGCAGAAGCCAAGCUCCGACCAACAGCCAACCCCAAAGCCUCCUGCAGAACCAAAGAAGCCAGCAAUUGGGGGUCUCCGCAGAAAUCUCCAAUGUAUAAAGCAGGAGACCAGCCAAGGAACUGCCGCGAAGACGACAAACAAGACUAAGUCAUCAAUGGCCUCAUAUCGGAAGACAAUAAAGCCAGCCAUUGUUGCUCCCAUAAUCCCCAGCAGAAGAGAACGAUUACUAGACAUGUAUCCCACCAAAGGAAAGCUGAAUCUCGUAACUCGGAGAUAAUCCAAAGGAGACUGUCCAAAAAUCUAAAGAAGAAUGGAUUAUGAUUUACUAUUGCACUC